Molecule: messenger RNA, 942 nt
Organism: Alternaria burnsii
Lineage: Eukaryota; Fungi; Ascomycota; Dothideomycetes; Pleosporales; Pleosporaceae
Product: pdt-domain-containing protein
Exons: 2
Coding region: 1-942 (313 amino acids)
Biological process (GO): L-phenylalanine biosynthetic process
Cellular component (GO): cytoplasm
Molecular function (GO): chorismate mutase activity; prephenate dehydratase activity
Source: RefSeq, a predicted model, not a curated record
AUGGUAGAAGAACAGAAGCCAACCGUGGCAUUCUUAGGUCCGGAGGGCAGCUAUACACAUCAAGCAGCCCUAGACGCCUUCCCCUCGUCAACAAACAAAGUUUCCCUCACACCUGAAAUCACAAUCGAAGACGUCUUCUCAGCCGUCCAAUCCGGGGCCGCAUACAGGGGCGUCGUACCCUUUGAAAAUAGCAGCAAUGGUAGCGUAGUCUUUACCCUCGACCUCUUUGCCGACCUCAACAACAAAUAUCCCGAUAUCCUCGUCUGCGGCGAAGCUUAUGUGCAUGUCAAACACUGUUUGUUGGGUUACUCAUCGAACCCCACUACCCCGGAUUACUCCAAGAUUAAAAAACUCUACUCACACCCCCAGGCCUGGGGUCAGUGUAAAAACUUCCUCACGCGUUACCUUAAGACGGCUGAACGACAUGACGUGAGUUCUACGAGCAAAGCAGCAGAAAUUGCGAGUAAAGACAAGAGUGGCGAGUCUGCUGCGUUGUCUAGUUUCAUCGCUGCGGAGCUGUUUGGCCUGAACGUGUUGGCUAAAGAGAUCAACGACGAGAAGGGGAAUAGUACAAGGUUCUUUGUCAUUCGCAAAAAGGACGACAAGACGACAUCAACCAGUCCAACUGCCAAGACGAGUUCGAACAGAAAUAAUUGGAAAUCUCUCAUCACAUUUACGAUUGAGCACUCCAACCCGGGUGCAUUGGCAAAUUGUCUCACGGUUUUCUCGUCUCAUGGAAUCAACCUGACGAGUAUAAAUACACGACCGAGUGGCGUGAGAAACUGGCAUUAUGUCUUCUUUGUGGAGUUCAAAGGGAGGAAGACGGAGGAUGGGCAAGGGGAGGUGAAUGCGGCAUUGAGGGAGUUGGAUCAGGUUUGUAGGGGGUGGAGAUGGUUGGGGAGUUGGGAGAACAGGUUGGUUGAGGAGGAAGGGGUCCAGUGA